Messenger RNA from Saprolegnia diclina VS20, 459 nucleotides. RefSeq lists its product as hypothetical. NCBI's taxonomy places the organism in Eukaryota, Oomycota, Saprolegniomycetes, Saprolegniales, Saprolegniaceae. The transcript is spliced from 2 exons. The record is from RefSeq and is a predicted model, not a curated record. The coding region runs from base 1 to 459 and encodes 152 amino acids.
AUGACAUCGCUCCACUCGCGCAUUCGCCGGUGCCCCGCAAUCCUCGCUCGAGUAGUUGCACUCCUGGCUCAAGUCGUCGUGCGCCUCAUCACGGUCAUACUCUCGCUCCUUGUCCGCCUUGUGUUUCACGUCCUCGAUCAGCUACGCGUGCGUCGCGUUCCUUAUUUGCACCACAGCGCGGACGCUAUGAUCCAGCCAAAUGCGAGUGAAGAUGACAAGGUCACCGGAGCGACGACGACGACCGAGCUCGUCGCCACCAUGGAGACGCUGACGAUGCGCCUCGUUGCGCUGCAGAAGGGGCCGCCGUCCUCUGAGCAAGGCUGCAACGAGCUGCUGUGUGACGUCGCUGGCCAACUCAGCACCUCGAGCAGCCCGACAAUCCUGUACUUGCGCAUCCGCGAGCUCGUACGAUGCAUUGAAGUCCUUGAGUCGGAGCGUCGCCGGCUGGACUAUCAAUGA